This is a messenger RNA of Paramecium pentaurelia, 1174 nucleotides long. Lineage: Eukaryota; Ciliophora; Oligohymenophorea; Peniculida; Parameciidae. The record is from the annotation of a GenBank genome assembly.
UAUGCAAAAAUAUUCAUAAAUAGCAGCACUAUUACAAUAAUGUCUUGAUAGAAAAAGUACUUUGAAAUCUAUAAUAUUGAAGAGUUCUUCCAAUUAGUCAUUUGUCAGAUAGGCUUAUGCAAUCAUAAGUAAGGCUAUUCAACAUUACGAAUAAUUAUAUUAAAUUGUGGAGGAAAUUAAGUCCAUUCAAUAUAUCGACAUAUUUGAUUACAAUUUAUUAAUAGUUUUGAUGCUUGAUAUUUUUAAUCCAUAAAAUAAGAAAGCUAAAAAAAUGGGAGGAGUAGUUGCAAGAUAUCUUAAAACUCACAAAGUAUUAAUAAAAUAAUUACUUGAAUAAAAUAAGAUUUAUGAAUAAGAGAAAAAAUAUAUCUAUAUUAGAGCAUUAUAACAAUUACCAUUUGAAUCUGAAAAUGAUGAACAUAUACCAAAUUUAUGUAAAGUGGAUUAUGAUAUCUAUUCAUAAUAUUUAUCUAAAAACCCUGAAUUUUUAAAAGGAAAUACAUAUAUAGUUUAAAGUAAAUCUAGUGCAUUACCAGCAUAUUUAUUAUUAAGGAAUAUAAAAAAUAAAAUAGCUGAUAUAAUUGAUUGUUGUGCAGCUCCAGGAAAUAAAACAAUAUAAUUAUCACAUUAUGCUAAAUAAAAUAAUAUUACUGGUAAAAUAUAUGCAAUUGAAAGAGAUGAAAAGAGAUUUGAAAUACUAAAAAAUAGAUUAAACAAAUAUAAUUGUGAAAAUGUUUAACCAUUAAAUUUUGAUUUCUUAACUAUUAAACCUAGAGAUUAUCCAAACAUUAAAAUAGCACUCUUAGAUCCAUCUUGUUCAGGUAGUGGCAUGCUUUAAUUAAGAAUGAUAGAAGCUUCUAAGGAUGAUUCUAUAGAAGUUCCAGAUGAUAAAAAAGAAUAGGUUACAUAAUUAUCAUAAUUUCAAUCAAAAAUGUUACAUCAUUUAACAUUUUUUAAAUAAUUAAAAUUGAUUAUCUAUUCAACAUGUUCUAUUUAUAAAGAAGAAAAUGAAGAUGUAGCUAAUAACUUUUUAUAACUUCAUUAAUAAUGGGAAUCUGUGAAUUUAUUUCCAGAAUGGCCAUAUCGUGGAAUUGAUAAUAAUUAACAUUUCAUACGUGUUCCUCCUAAAGAAAGUGAUGGAUUUUUUGUAGCAAUGUUUAAAAGAAAAUAAUGA